GCGGCUAUGUCACUGUUUUCAGGGCUGUUAUAGGCUUUGAGCGGUCGUUAAAUGAACUACUGUAAAACGAGGACUUACCUGCAGCUUCUAAACACCUUAUUUCCUUCAGGCAUUAUCAUAGCAUGGAAGCCUUCAGCAACUAUGACCUUCUGGAUGUCGUCUCCCAUGAGAAGGUAGCCGAGGGCCACAAGGCCAGUUUCUGCCUGGAGGACACCUCUUGCGACGCAGGGUUCCGACGUCGCUAUGCGUGCACCGCUCAUAUUCAGGGCCUGAGCCCAGGCUGUUACGAUACCUACCAUGCCAAUAUUGACUGCCAGUGGAUUGAUAUUACCGAAGUCCCUCCUGGAAACUAUAUCCUCAAGGUGACCGUCAACCCUGAUUUCCUGGUGGCCGAGUCGGACUUCUCCAAUAACGUUGUCCAGUGUGAUAUUGUAUACACGGGGGAGUACGUCGACACGAAAAACUGCCGAAUUACAAGGUAUCUCCAAGCCAAAUAUGGCCUGGAUUGGUGGGUUGGAUCAUCGAGAUGCGCCAGGAGGGGAGGAAGGUCACACCAGGCAAGAUAGCGGAAGCGUCCUUAACACCUCCUUGUACGGGAGUUUACAAAAGGGGUGGAGCUUGAAACUCAAUGCUACGUUGUCCAUCUUCCUUUUCGUUGUCCUCUUACGGGUGACGUCAUGGCAUUGUAGGACGUAGAAGCAUCCUCAUGAUCUCUAGGAGCGACAUGGAAUGGAUCGCUCGCCUCUUGAAGAUUCACACACCCCAAAAAAUAUUAGGGGGGAGUUUUGCCCUCGAGACGCAAGGCCUUUUGUCAAGAGACAGGAAGUAGAACGAUGGAGAGGUUCCACCACAAAUGCGCGCACAACAAAAGCGUGCCUGACUAAA
Molecule: messenger RNA, 885 nt
Organism: Thamnophis elegans (Western terrestrial garter snake)
Lineage: Eukaryota; Metazoa; Chordata; Lepidosauria; Squamata; Natricidae
Product: protein-lysine 6-oxidase-like
Exons: 3
Coding region: 123-566 (147 amino acids)
Biological process (GO): peptidyl-lysine oxidation
Molecular function (GO): protein-lysine 6-oxidase activity; copper ion binding
Source: RefSeq, a predicted model, not a curated record